GGCAUAUUCAAAAGACAACCAUUCUAGAGGAACACAUAUCCGUUGUCAGGAAAAAAAAAAAUAAGGAAGAGGAGAAUUGGUCGGCGGUUAUGAAAGCGGAGAGAAUGGGUCGUAAUGUUAUCGCGUCAACUGACAUUGCGAUGUUGAGACUGACAUGGUUUACACUGAGCGAGAGGGAACUUGUCGACAAAGUCUCAUCAAUAUCUGCAGAAGGUGUUCAAUUCUUGGUCCAACUGCCACACCGAGAUCAAUUUGCACAAGCUCUGCGUAUAUACAUAACAGAGCAGGGUAUCGACGAAGUUCACGAUAACGAAUUUAUACGUCCGAGACCUCAUGCAGCACUUCCAGCCUCGCACAACGGAUAUCUCGAAGGGGCGGAUGUGCGAUCUAUAAGAGCAACAAACAAGUUUCAUGGUCGCGAGGUCUCACAUUCGUUCGCCGCAUCAGGUCAUGGGCAGGGGGGUGUAUUGGAUGAUGCACGUCGUGCCUCUGUCGGGGACACACAUGACCGUAAUUCCGCCCGUCGCUCUCUCGUCUCCCGGUUCGAUGAGGAUGACAUUGUGUGUGGUAGCGGAAAUGGACCCGGCCGUUGCGAUCCUGGCGCUCAAAAUCUUGGUGCGAGUCGUUCUGAACACUCGGGCGGGUCUUUGGGGCAAUUCGGUUCGCAGUCAACUGGUUCCGCGAAGUACUCUCGUUUGUUCUUGACUACCGCUUGCAAGGAGAGACUGCGCCUUUUACAAUCUGCGAUGAAAGAAGUGAGCGACAAGUCUGGGGUCAUGAGCGAUGUCGUCGACCGACUGUUGCAUUGGUCAUUAUCAGCCAUCCGGUCAGAGUUUGGGGACGGUGUGGCGUCGAGGAUCGAGAAAACUUUACCAGCCGACAGUCGUGCAGAUGUGUUUCGUCUCGGAGCAGGAGGGGAUGAUUCGACAGCGGACGCUGAGGAUGAUGGCGAGCGUGAGGGUGAAGGGAGCGGUGGAGGCAAUGGCGGGUCAUUUUGUGGGACGGAUGAUUCAGUGCCGCGUUCAGGGCACGGGUCACAGCGUGGCCGCAAAUCAUGCGGGCGGCCACCAAGCCAUGGCAGGUCGCGUUCGCAUUUCGAACAUGUACGUCCUUUGUGCUGGGACGAUUCGAGGGAUGGUGCUUUGCAAAGCGGACCUCGCAAUAAUCGACUUCAGCAGCAGUUGUUCCAUGCGACCGUCACUGCGGGUAUGACAUAUACCAUCCUCAAUGACUUCUGCAUCGCGUUUGGGGUGGCACCUGUGCACAAGCCCACUCUUUACAGUUGCAUGCGAGGUGAGCCGAAUGUUCGUGAGGGUUGGAAUGCAAAGGUUGUCAGGCAGAGCGUGCGGUAUUGCGACUUGACCAUUGACACGGUUAUGCGAUCAGGGAGACCCGUCACUUUGAUGGUUGACGGUCGCUACGACUCAGCCAGGUCUGCGCAGCAUUGCACUGUUACCACGAUUGAGUGUGAUACUCGUCUUGUGUUCACGAAGGAGCUGUUGGAUGCCUUGACGGAACGUUAUGGACUAGGGUCUUUGACGGCAAAAGAAGAACGAUUGAAGAAGAGCAACUUCGUUGCUCUUGUGAUGAGCAAAAUGUACCCCUUUGCAGAGAUGAGGGCGGCGACUUUGUCACUCAGCACAAUGAUGAUCGCCGACCAUUGGGCCGGGGACCACUCCAGGUGCGUUGCGGAAAGAGAGCUUUUAUGCUCAAAGGCGGGUGACCCAUCUCGACUGCCUCUGUACACGCACGACGACCCCGUGUAUGACAUCAUUCGCCAGACGUUGGGCAGACAUUCCAGCACGACAGUUUGUUCGUACUACACGGAGUUCCGUCACACAUCGACGGUUGAGACCUUCCAGGGCACAAUCAUCAUUUACGCGAAGAAGGCCUUGCACUUCGAGAAAUCGUAUGAGCCGCGUUUGGCGAUUGCAGUCAUUCGAUGGAACAAUCAUGCAUGGCAGGAUCCCUUGGAGUAUCGUGUCCGCAGGCCUUCUGGGACUUCGAUUCGUCAAAGGCCGAGCCACUACUGUCACAAUCGGCCACCUACCGAUUCGUGGAUGGAUCGACUGUCCACGUUCAUCUUCGGUUCAAAAUGUGUUUCAGAUAGGGCUCGACGCCUUUUCGAGUACGACGACUGUGAUGUGUCAGGCGAGGUCGGGUCCUCGACACCUCCUCUGCCUCGCGAUUUUUUUUGCAGAGGCGAGGAUACCAUUGCUCGUGACGAGGACGACGUUGCUUCAGGUGCGGAACCCGACGUUGUGGGGGAUGACGAUGUUUUCAUCAUUGGCGACGGGGAUCUAUUGCCUGGACCGGCGGAUGCCGUGUUCGAUCGAUCAUGCGAUUCUCUAUCGGACGCAGAUGAUGUCGAGUUGUUCGACGACUUACAUUAUGUUAUGUCGUAGUAUCUUGUACAUGCGACUUUUAUGUUUGUUGGCUUUUUAGUUUGACGUGUUCAUUGUAUAUAUAUAUAUAUAUAUAUAUAUAUAUAUAUAUAUAUAUAUAUAUAUAUUUAUNUUUUUUUUUUUUUUUCAGUCUGACUGCGAAGACUGAUGGCGAGGCUGUAUACUACCCCGUAGUGUUAGAUUUGUAGUUUCGUUUGACUUGGCCGUAACCGUGAGACCAAUCUGUGAGGAAAAUUCGUGAGGGCCACAUCUGUAAUAUGGGAAACAUAGGCCCAACAUUAUUUUGAAUUUCCUAUACGUACAUUUACUGCGAAUUGCAGGCCCGGACUACCCCCAGGACAGACAGGCCCUAAUGGCCAGAGCUGAUGGACGGUCCUAUAGCCUAUAGUCGGGUUCGGUAGAGGCCGAGAGGACGAAACUGCAACGGUAUUGGUCGGUUAGUCAUUCCGGUCUACGUGUAGGUUAGAGUAUUGUACUCUAUUAGUAGAAUGAGGGAAAUCGAUUGGGGACGAAGCGACUGUAACAAACUGUAUUAUGAUAU
Chara braunii is the source of this 2946-nucleotide messenger RNA. Lineage: Eukaryota; Viridiplantae; Streptophyta; Charophyceae; Charales; Characeae. The record is from the annotation of a GenBank genome assembly.